Cordyceps fumosorosea ARSEF 2679 is the source of this 15978-nucleotide messenger RNA. Its product is annotated as involucrin repeat protein. The record is from RefSeq and is a predicted model, not a curated record. Bases 1 to 15978 code for a protein of 5325 amino acids. NCBI's taxonomy places the organism in Eukaryota, Fungi, Ascomycota, Sordariomycetes, Hypocreales, Cordycipitaceae. The transcript is spliced from 2 exons.
AUGCCGCGGGAGACGAGUCGUCAAAGUCGUGACGACCACGACAGGCGCAAAGCGGACCGCGAGCGAGAUCGAGACCAUGACCGUCGCCGCGACCGAGAUACUCGUGUGAGCGACCGACGUAGAGAGAGCGACAGCGACAACCGUACCCGCGCCGCCGACUUCACCUCGAUGCCCAACCCGACAUCUUUCACAAGCAUGCCCUUUGCGGCGGCCACGGCACCACCGCAGUUCUCCUCCCCCCAGAUCCAGUACACCGCCGGCGCGGACAACGGCAGCAGCCAGAGACGACGAGCUCCGUCCAGCUCCAGCUCUGGCAGCUCCACCGCCUCCUCGCUCCUCGACAUCUCCAGACACUACCCGCAGAGCCGCUACGGUGGCUUCUUCGGCACCUUCUUCAAAGCGCCCUCUGAGCGCCGCCGGCGCAGGCGCAGCUUCGCUCGCGCUUCUAAGCGGCGCACUUUCUACUUUGGCGGCGGCGGUGGCAGCGGCGGCGGCAACACGUCGUCGUCGUCUGUCAACUCUGACCUCGCCUACGGGCAUGGAUACAUUUCCAAGCUGCGGCGCCGUCGCAGCUCCGCUGGCAGCAACAGCUUUCGCCACGGUGGCGGCAGGGCGACCGGGGACGUGACGGACAGCGCGCCGCGGCGACCAGACGGUCCCAUGCGCGGCAAGACGGACGAGGAGAUUCUCGAGAUUGGAAGGCAGCUGUCGGACCUGGCGCGCAAGCAGAACAAGCACGACUUGAAGACGGCGGGCUACGUCAAGCCGACGAUGCUGGCGGCCGCGGCGGCUGGACUGGGAAAGUACCGCAAGAGUCGCAAGGAGGCGCAGGCGCGCGGCGCUCGUGGCGUCGGCGGCUCGAGGAUCCACGGCGCGUCGAGCGAGGAGUCGGACUGGGAGGACGCUUCGGACGACGAGGAGGAGAGCGACGGCGCGGACUCGGUUCUUGCGUACGGCUCGGUUGUAUCCUCCGUCGUGCGGCCCAACAUGGCCAGCGGUUCCUCCAGCCACCGCUUCGGCCCCUACGCUGCAGGAGCGGGAGCUGCUCCUGCUGCGGCUGCUGCGGCGGCUCUUGCCGAUCCGGAGAGGCGAGGUUCGGUCGUCGAUCCCCGCCUGUUUGGCCCCGUCAACUCGCUGCGCGGCAUGAUCAACACCCCCUGCGGCUUCGGCCAGGAACCGCACGCAUCGGCGCCCGGCCCAAGCCCGUGCCAGUCCACCCCCAACACAUAUCAGACGACCGCGGACGCCCGUAGAUACCCAGCUCCGCCUUCCGAGGUAUCGGUGGAUGGGCGGCGGCCCAUGCGGGAGGUCUUCCCCAUGCCCACGUCGGACCCGGGCGUGUUCGACGCCGACCUCGCCGCCUCGCAGGAGCUGCCGCGGCGCGCGCGCACAUCUACCGUGCCCCUGGAGCAGCCCAUCCCCAAGCUCCCGGUGUCGUCCAAGGUGUACGAGGCGGAGAAGUUUGAGGAUGCUGGGCGGCGGCAUCAGCGCGACGCAGCGCCUCGACACGACAGCUCGACGGCCGGGUUCGCGGCCGCCGCUGCGCUCGGGGCCGUGGGCGUGGCUGCGCUGGCGUCUGAUCGUAAGGAGAAGAAGAGUGCGCGCGAGUACGAACGCGAGCGUGAGCGUGACAAAGGGCACGAACGAGACCGUGCACGUGAAAAGGACCGCGACAAAGAUCGACGGGAUCGGGAUCGCGAUUCGAAGCGUCGAGACAAGGACUCGGAGAAGGAAAAGGACAGCAAAAAGUCGAAGCGCGACUCGUACUCCUCAUCCAAACAUGACGACAAGGAGCACAAGCGCCAUUCUAGAUACGAGAAUGAGGAGACGCCCCGCAAACGACGCGAAACUGAGGCCGAUUACUACGCCGACUCGCCCUCGUCAUCCCGCAAGGACCGAAGCAAGCGGGGUGGCGAUGACGCCCACGACGAACUCUACCGCUCCUCCAAGCGAGACAGCAAAUCACACACCAGCCGCGACGAUCGUAAGGAGGAGAAGGGAAAGUCUGUCCUCGGCAAAUAUGAUUUCGGAUACAGCCAGGACGAUCGCAAGGAGGACAAGGGAAAGUCUAUCGACAAAUAUCAGUUCGGCUACAACCAGGACGAUCGCAAGGAGGAUAAGGGAAAGUCUGUCGACAGCCAUGAUUUCGGCUACAACCAGGGUCCCUUGAGGUCAAAAGCCGAUCCUUUUCUUUACCAGGUUGCCGACGGCGCCUUCUCAACGACCGAUCUGGCUGCUCCGGCGGCCCCUCCUGGUCGCCCCUUGACGCCUAAUAUUGUUACCAUCGAUCGUGAGCCAAACUUUGAUGACUACGAGCCCUACCAGCCCUACGAACCAUACGAGCCACUAGGGGCGCCGCAGGGGAGACUAAGCCGAAGAGACUCGUUCGAGAUGGAGGAGCGAGCCCACGACCCGCAAGACCAGGCCAAGCGCCGAGACCGUGACUCCCACGUCUACGAGGAAGGGGAGCAUGAAGCACGCAACAUCUACGAUCAAGCAAAACACGCUACCAUUCCUGUAGCUGCGGCUGCGGUAGCCUCAGCCAUCGCGGUGGAGGCUGAGCGGUCUCGCGAACGUCGCCGAGACCGCUAUGACGAGGAAGGCUCCCGAGAUCGCAAGUACUCGAAGAGAGACACCGUCCAGGAGGAGGCGGACAGGUAUUAUAGAGAGUCCGUGAUUGCCAGAAAGAUUGAAGAGGAGCAGAUGCGCAGCGAGACGCCCGAGAACGAUGACGCCCGCCAAGUCCGAAUCGUCACCCCUCCCGAGAUGCACGAGCAGCAAAAGACGGUCGGCCCAUACGACGCGCCCAACGCCGACGUGCGCAUCGACAACCAGCUCUUCCCGACGGAAGCUAGUAAGUAUGAGAAGAAGAAUGGUAAGCGCAAGUCCAACUUUCAGUCGCGCGACCCAUCCUGCGAGCGAGACCGGCCCGUCCUGAAUCUCGUCUUCCCCACGCCUCUCCCUAGCCGGGAACCGACUCCCAAGGUGGAGAAGCAAGUGCAGAGGGACCAGAAGCAGCAGAACCCCCCCGAGACGCAGGCAAAGUCCUCUGACCCGUCUCCAGAAGUUGUUAUCGGGCCGAGAGGUGACCUCGUAAAGGUUGAGCCGUCAAACAAGUCCGUCUCCUGGGGCGAAAACUCGACCAAGAGCUUCGAGGUAGAGAGCGCUGAUGGUAGGAGCGAUGCGGAGAAGGAAAAGGUUGUCGAGGUACCGGCGGAGAAGCCGAGGGCACGUCUGAGCAGGGCGAGCCCCUGGGGCAUCAUUGCGGCGGCCGUGACUGGUAGCAGCAGCGAACCUUCUGGCGAGCCUGACACCGUUACCAAGCGGGUGUCUACUGAUGUGCGUGACAUCAGCGCCGCAGGUCCUGAGCAAGUUUAUACUGUUGAGACGCCUGACCAGCCCCCGGUUCCGGGACCGAAGCCUACUAGCCCGACCAGAAAUACCCUCCCCGGAUCAUUUGCCGAUGACAUUGAAUUUGCGGCCACGCUCGCCGCCGGACUCAAGGAUACCGGUUUCGAUUCCAACAUUGUCGUUGAUGACCCGACAUACCGACGACGCGACUCGCCCCCCGGUACGAGGGAGGCGGAUGGAGACGAAUGGAACCACAGAUCCAUGUCCGACAUUGUCAUGGACAUUGCCGGCAAAAAAGACCACAAUCGUUCUGUCGUGUCGGAACCCGCUGGCAUUGUGCGCGAUCAACCAACUAACGGUAACAGCAGCAGCAACGGCGGCGACGAGUGGGAGGCGCCGAAGAAGCUGAGCAAAAAGGACAAGAAGAAGCUCAAGCACCAGUCGUUGGAUCUAGGCGAACCCAGCACGCCCACUGACACCAGCCCCGCUCCAGAGUCGACCGUGACGCCCACGUUUGAGGAUGCUGCUGAGGACUUGUCCAAGCUUUCCAAGAAGGAGCAGAAGCGACGCGAGAAGCAGGCCAAGGCACUGGCUCUCCUCGAAGGCGAAGGCCGUGAGCCCCAGCCUGAGCCUGAGAUUGUUGAGCGAUCCCUGCCGACGACUGAAGGUUCUGCUGCAGACACGUGGGAAGAGUCAUCAAGCAAGAAGGAGAAGAAGAAGAAGAGCCGCAAGAGUCAAGAUGCAGCUCCUGACGACCUCGUCACGGUCCCCAGCAACGCCUUUGAUGACUUGACAUCCCUGCGAAAGGUGGACAAGGACGACAUUGGAUCCACCGGUGUUGACGACUGGGACACACCGUCGAAGUCGAAGCGGAAACCAAAGUCUGAUCGCGAUGACGACCGUCCACGCUCCGUCGUCGCCGAGUCUGAAGUUUCGACCUCGAGCAAGAAGAGCAGCAAGUCCAAGAGGCGAAGCGGUACAGAAGGUGACUUGGAUGGUUACGGCAGCGAUGCGAGCAAGAAGAGCAGCAAAUCGAAGCGUCGCAGCAUCGUGGAAGGCGACGAGUUGUAUGGAAGUGACACGGCCAAGAAGAGUAGCAAGUCCAAGCACCGUGAUCGCGACGACGGCUACGCAAGUGACACGACCAAGAAGAGCAGCAAGUCUAAGCACCGCGAUGGCGAUGAUGAAUACGGGAGCGACUUCAGCAGGAGAAGCAGCAAGUCGAAGCGCCGCAGUGGCACAGAGGGUGACUUUGACGACGGUAGUGAUAUCCCCAGCCGGAGACGCAGCAUGUUUGACGACCGUGACGUCUCGUCCGUGGUUUCUGAAGCCCGUGGAGAUGGCCGCCGCCGUGAACGUGAAAAGGAUAGAGAUCGCGACCGGGACCGAGACAGGGGCGAGCGCAGCAGCAGCAAGCGCUCGUCUCGCAGGUACGACGACGACGACGACGACGCCCGCUCCGUCGUGUCCGUCGCCUCGGCCCCCGGCGGCGCCUCCCGCAAGAGCAAGGAGGGCAAGCGCUCCAGUGGCCUGUUUGCGAGCAUCUUCAAGAGGGACGACGAUAAGAAGGAGAAGGAGUCGUCUUUUUUAGAUAAUGCCGGCACCCUUGGCGCGGGUGUCGGCUUGGCGAGCGCUGCGGCGAUUGUUGCUGCCAGCGCGUCUCGCUCCCAUGCCACUGACCGCUCCUCCUCCGAGGCUCUUCCCGACACUGCCAACGACGGUGCCUCGCGAGUCGAAUCUCACGACUACGAUACCUUUGACCCGGAGAUUGCCCCUCGUGCGAUAAAGCCCGCCAUCGAUCCGCAGUACGGCGACCUGCUCCCUCUCCCGCCGAGUGAACCUGGCAGCCCGAGAUCAGAGCCCGGUGAACUCCCGGCCCUGCCAGAUAGCCGACCCAACACCCCUCCUGAGGGACACGACAUGAGGCGGGAUCAGCUCUCGCACCGUCGCCGACGAAGCACCCAGGAGACUCCCUCCAAGUCGCCCAGCAACACGGCCAUUCCCAUCUCGCUGCGUCUCGGCCAGCGGACGCCCCUCAGCCCCAGCUCUGCCUUCAAGUCUCCUCCGCCCCCCGCUACUGCUCAAGCUGGCACCGCGCCAGACUCGGCGUCCAAGCGCGCGUCUCGCGGCACGUCCUGGGACAGCAGUCGGGAGAUCAAGCCCCUCUACCUCCUCGAGCACUCCCGCCACGGGUCCGUCGAGGCGACGCUCGCCAAGCAGGAAGAUCUCCCGGCCCUUCCACCUUCCCAGUCUGCCUCGGAGCUUUCCUUUACCGAGGACGGCGGCGUCUCCCGCGCCGAGCUGGCCUCUUCGGGCCUCCACAUUGACACCCAAGACUUGCCGCAGCACGGCGGAGGCUCGCAGGAGACGACGCCCAAGGCCGAGUUCAAGCCCGCGCUGCCGUUCCACGAUGCCACCGCUGCAGAUCCUGAUGCGGUCGACUCUAUGUCCAAGGAUCGAAGCUCCUACCUCCUCGACUCCACGCCGUCGUCGAGCUCCGCACCACCGGACGGCGGCGAGGUUCUCCCCCUGCCGGACGUUGCGGAGGACUUGACGUCGGCGGACGAGCGGUUCGAAGACGCGCUUGAUGUGCAGUCGCGUCGCUGGUCGGAAGAUUCGGCUGCGGUGACGAUGCAGGACGCUCAAGCACACCCGCAGCACGAGCAGCAGGCCCCUGAGCUGCUGACGAUGGAAGCUGAGGCAUCCGCCGCUCCGUCACUGCCAGCAGGAGCUUCUGAGCCAUCGCCAGCAGAAGCCCCCGAGCCCGAGGAGAGGGCCGGGCGGAGCGUCAAGCAGAAAAAGAAGCUCCGCAAGGCUAAGAAGAACCAGCCGCUGGAGCUUGGCGAGCCUGCCUCAGCUGAGCCCGUCUCUGAACCCGUCUCUGAACCCGUCUCUGAACCCGUCUCUGAACCCGUCCCUGAACCCGUCCCUGAACCUGUCUCUGAGCCCAUCUCUGAGCCUGCCCCUGAGCCUGCCCCUAAGCUCGCAUCGACAUCUGAGCCAGCACCGGACCGCGAGCUUGCACCUGUUGAACAGCCAAUCCCGGAGCCAGCGCCUCAAUCUGCUACUGAACCUGAAGAUGAGUUUGCUGGGCUGAGUGCUAAGCAGAGGAAGAAGCCGAGAAAGGCUAAGAAGAGCCAGUCGCUGGAGCUUAGUGAGCCUGUUUCAGCUGAGCUUGCCUCCGAGCCCGCUUCCGACUCUGCACCAAAAUCUGAACCGGCACUGGAGCGGGAGCUUGCGCCUGUUGAAGAGACGGCCCCGGAACCAACCCCCGAACUUGCUCCCGAACCUGCUCCCGAACCUGCUCCCGAACCUGCACUCGAGCCUGCACCUUUCGUUGAAGUACCUGUUCCCGAGCCCGAGACCGCACCUGAAUCUGCCCUUGAGCCUACACCCGAACCCGCCUUUGUUGUUGAGGAGCCUGCCCCUUCUGUGGCUGAUGUUUCCAACAUUUCGGAGGAUCUUGAAAAGACACCCACUCAAGCUGACGCCUUCCAAGAACCCAAGAAAGGGAAGAAGGGCAAGAAGAACAAGAAGAAGCCACAGUCUUGGGAAGAUGAUGUUUUGGAAGCUGCUCCAAUUGUUGCCGGCGCUGCCGCCCUUGCCGGAGCUGCUUCCCUAGUCACCGAAGUCACCGCCGAUAAGGAGUCUGCCACCGAGUCCAAGUCUGGGGUCGAACUGCCAUCAUCUACCGACGCCGCUGCCAGCUCACCCGCCGAUGCCCAGGAUGUGUCUACCGAAGCCAAGGACCUUAAAGCUGAGCCGAAGUUGGAGCAAGCGAAGUCUGUUGCAACAGAGGAUUUCGCAGCUGCAGUUCCGACUGACGCAGAGGCCUCUCUCGAUGCACAGCCGGUUGGAGGGGGUCAGGACACUGGUGCAGAUGGCGAGGAUGAGUGGUCAACUCCUUCUACUUCUAAGAAUGACAAGAAAAAGAAGAAUAAGAAGAAGAAGAAGUCCCUGGUGCUAGUUGAUAUUCCUGCCGCGCCCGAGCCAUUGAAGGAGGCUGUGGAAGAAACGCCCGUCAUGGUCGAGAAGUCCGAGGAAACACCCACUGAACCGGAGCCAGCAGUAGAGGCAACGCAAAAACCUCUUGCCGCACCAGAAACUCAAGCAGAAGUUGUUGCAGAUGCACCAGUUGAGGAAAUCAUGUCAACCAAAGACGAAUUUAGCGCUGAACCGCAGCCCGAGAACAUUGCCGACACCCCUGCGGAUGCCGAGGGAUCGACACCUUCGAGUUAUGACAAAGACAAGAAGAAGAAAAAGAGCAAGAAGAAGAAGUCCCUUCUGCUUGACGAAGCCCCUCCUGAGCUGCAUGCGGAGCCGGAAGCUCUGCAAGAGACCCCCAUCGUCCCAGAAUCGUCGGUCAAGGACCUCGCUGCCGAGGAAGCCUCUACGACAGAUCCCGAACAAGCCCAGCUUGAGGUCUCAGCCGAGGGCCAAACUGAACCUGCGGAUACCACUGCCGAAGCAGAUUAUUCCUCACAAGCCCCCGCCACGUCGAAGAAAGACAAGAAAAAGAAAAAGAAGCAGGAUUCUGUCGUUCUCGAUGAUACUGUGCCCCCUACGAAUGACCAGACUCCAAGCGCGCUAGAUCUUGAACCGGGUGAGCCUGUCUCGAACAAGGACGCCGUAGUCGAAGAAACAUCUGAGGAGAGUGCUGUCCCUGACCAGCAGAAGGAACUAGAAUCUGUUGUCAAACCUGAAGAUGAGUUUCCGGCUGUCACAAAGGACAAGAAGAAAAAGAAGAAGGACAAACGCAAAUCCGUGCAGUUCGAAGCCACGCCAGACGUUGUCUCUCUUCCACCUCAAGAGGAACAGCCCGCUCCCGAAACCGAUCAACUAGAGACUAGAGACGUUCGAGACGAUUCGGCGGCCGCAACUCUCCAGCCGCAGGAUACGAUCUUGUCUACGCAAGAGUUCAUCUUUGACGAAACCGAUCAGCAGCUUGGCAGCGCUAGCACUACGCAGACAGACAGCCAGCCUCCUUCCGAUGGGUGGGAUGAUGCUCCUGUCUCCAAGAAAAAAGGCAAGAAGAAUAAGAAGAACCAGAAGGGUGCAACUGAGGACUCUUCCACCCCCGAGAAGGAUGCUGUCGACUUUGCCAAACCUAUGGACUUUGGCGAUGUCGUUCUAGCCGCCACUGCCGCCGAAUCUGACAAAAAGCUCGAACUCACCGAUGAGCUUCCUGCCGAGGCCGACAAGUCUCUGGAUUCCUCUGAUGCCACUGCUGCUGCUGAACAGACCAAGAACAAGGCGGAAGUGGAAUCAGAGGAUGAAUGGGGCAGACUCAUCACAGGGAACAAAGCCACGGAACCCAAAGAUGAUACUAUCGUUGCUUCUCAUCUAACGGAAGAGCCUGAAACGAUCAUCGACGUUUCUGACAAGCAAACUGAGGCAUUGGAGCCGGAAGCCAUGACAGAAUCACUGGCUCAAACGGAGCCGCCUGCGGAGGAAUGGCCGGUAGCGACUGGCAAGAAAGGGAAGAAGGGGAAGAAGAACAAGAAAUCAGCCUCUUCAACCCCUCCGGAGAUACUUCCCCCUCAGCUAGAUACCGUCGACCCUACUAAGACGGAAACACCUGUUGAGACCGCUCCUGAACCUGAGCCGGAGAGUUCUCCCCAGUCUAUCGAUGCCGCCGAGGCAGAAUCGUUGCGUGAUACGACUGAUGCUGAGCCAGUUGCGGCUGAUGUAGAGCCAGUUGAACCUGUUGCCGAGGAGCUGGCCACUGAAACCCCUCCCGAGCCUACGGCUGAUGACGCUGUUUCUCCCCUACCUACGAAGCUGUCUAAGAAGGAUAAGAAAAAGAAGAAGAAGCUGGCAGCUUUUGAGGCAGUCGGCGAUGAUGCCCCCAAAGACGUUUAUGAGGCUGAGGCCGCGGCAAGUGCUGACAAGACAUCCGAGCAGCCAUUGGAGCAGCCGUUGGACGAUGCCGCUGAAGUUGCAAAAGUGGUCAGCGUCGAGCCGGCCACUUCAGUUGCCGAGGUUCCCGAACCACCCCCUGAGCCAGAGUCUGCCCCAGCGCAACAAGAAGAGACAACCCCUGAUGACGAAUGGGGCAAAUUGGCGAGAAAGCCUUCUAAAAAGGACAAGAAGAAGAAGAAGAAGCAAGCUUCCGUCGACGAGCCCAAAAUUGAGCCCACUGAAUCUCUUCCGUCAACUGAGCCUAUUGAGUCAACUGCAUCUGAAGAUAAGGAGGCUCAGCCCGAGAAUGUGAUUGCAGCUGCCCUGUCACCCGAACCCGAGCCACAGUCUGCUGAACCCGGACAUUCGACGCCCGAUGAGUCCUUUGAUGGUUUCUCCGCCAAAGAAUCGAAGAAGGACAAGAAGAAGAAAAUGACCAAGCAAGCAGCCUUUGAGAUUGCCGAAGUGGAAGCCAUAGAAUCAACAGGUCCUGUUCCCAAGCCCCAGCCGGAAGCCAAGGAAGUUGACUCUGCGUCGUUGGACUACCAAAGCGGCGUAGAGGCGUCUCAGGGAGAGCACCAGCCGAGUGAAGAACCCAUGUUGGAAGCGGAUGCGGCUCCAUUUACAGAUGAUGCUGCACAGGCUGAGCCUGAGCCGGUUUCUAAUGAAGCCGAGCCUGAGAGCCUCUCACAGCCAGCCGCCGCCGCCGAGCCCGAAGAUGAGUCGGCUGGCCUAUCAAGGAAGCUCUCCAAGAAGGAAAAGAAGGCGAAGAAAAAGGCCAAGGCUGAGGCUACUGCGCUGGACGUGACCCCUACUGAAGACACCACGGUUGCGAAGACAGAAGCGCAACCCGCUGAUGCGAUUUCGACCGACUUAACGAAGGAGCCUGCUGAAGCGAAAGAGCCCUCCCCCGAGACUUCAGCACUGGAGUCCAUGACAGAAACUGAUUCAGGUGCCUGUACGACAAAGCCAUCGAAGAAAGACAAAAAGAAGAAGAGACUAUCGAUGAGCGAAGUCGUUGAAUCAUCAGAUGCCACGCCUGCCGAGGUCGCUGCUGAGCUUCCGAUUGAGCAAUCCAUCGACACAACCAUUGUUCAGGACGCGGAUGGAGAUAGCAAAGGGCUUGCUGAGCCUUUGGUCGAGUCAACGCCUCAAGAGACUUCGUUGGAAGACCAGCCGGCUACCUUGACUACUGAGUCUCCAAAGCACGACACGGGGCAGAAGGGACCGACUGGCGAAGCUGCGGUGCUGCCUGAAGAAACUCCCCAGCACCCUUUGGAUGAGAUACCUGCUGAACCUGUCACAAGCGUCACGGUGCCUAAGACUGACAUUCUUUUAUCCGAAGCAACGCCCGAACCCACCGCUGCCGAAGUUGUUAUUCCUGAGGCAGUUUCCGAGACGCCAGCCAAGGAGGUGGAGGCUGGAGAAGAAUGGGCCAAUUCAACUUUGAUAUCUUCUAAAAAGGACAAGAAGAAGAACAAAAAGAAGAAGUCCAAGAGCGACACCACGCCGCCGUCCGAGGAAAAUAGCACCUCGCCCGUUGCCGAGUCUCAAGAGAUCGUCGGUCCCUCUGGCACGGAUGAGUCUCCCGAGGCUCCCGUUGAGCUUGCUCCUGAGCCUGCCAUUGAGAGUCCACCUGAACCUGUCGUUGAGCCUGCUCCUGAACCUGUCGUUGAGCUCGCACCCGAACCUAUCGUUGAGCCUGCCCCUGAGGCACCAAUCGAGGCAGCUGAUGCCGCAGACCCAACUUUAGACGAUGACUUCGGCUUUCCGAACAAAACUUCUAAAAAGGACAAGAAAAAGAAGAGAAAGUCUGUGGCUGAAGUGCUCGAGCCGACUCCCCAAGCUCCAACAGAGACGACAGGAGAACCACCCCUGGAGCCGGCCACCGAAACCAGUCGCGAAGUCGAGAUCAAAGAUGAAGCCCCUGAGACUCCCAAAGAACCAGCCGCCAAGGAGGCUGAGCUGGAGGAUGACCGGAUAACACGUCUUUCUAACAAGCAGAAGAAGAAGUUGAAGAAGGCCGGUCUGGCUGCUGCGGCUCUUGGGGCUGCUGCAGGUGCCGUUGGAGCCAGCACAUUGAUCGAGGAAACUCCAGAAGCUGCGACGGAGCCAGAGCCAAUUCAAAAACUCAAGGAGGAUGUCAAGCAAGGCGAGGUCGAAACCACCCCGGUUUCCGAUGCUACCGAGGCUGAAGCAAGUGAGUGGGAUACAAAACCCAUGUCCAAGAAGGAUAAAAAGAAGGCCAAGAAACUGGGCCUUUCAGUAUUCGACAUCCCUGAGCCUGCGCCAAUAAUAGAGGAAACUGCAGCUCUGGAGCCAAUCAUCGAAGAAGCUGCUGCUGAGACUGCGACCCCCGAGCCAACCAAGUCUUCGUGGGCAGAUGAGAUGGACGAUAGCUUCCCUCCAGCUACCAAAGCUGAAGCAAUUGGGGAGGACACCAAAGCCGCUGACGAGACUGGCGAGGCUCCAAUUUCGAGAAAGAAGUCAAAGAAAGACAAGAAGCGACAGUCUACUCUUGAGACCGCCAGCCCACCGCCCUUGAAGACAAUUGUCGAGUCUGCGCCUGCCGAGGGACUAGUGACAGCAGAGCCUGUCGUCGAGACGUCCGUACCUGCAGAGGCCCAGACGCCCGCCGUUGAGGAUGAACGGGCCUUGCUGACGAAGAAGGGCAAGAAGGGCAAGAAAGGAAAGCAACAAGCCACUCUGGAUGUGGAACCGGAACCUGUUCCCGCAGAGCAGCCCGCAGCUGCCGAGCCCGAAGCUGCUGUCCAGGAUGCUUCCGCCGCUGAGACAACGCGAACCAUAGAGGCUACUUCCGAGUCUGCUACCCCUGCUGAGGCUGACGCCGAGGACAAUUGGGCUUUGCCCGCCAAGAAGAAGAAGGGGAAGAAGAGCAAGUCUACCUCUCCAGCGGAUUAUCAAGUUGUCGGGGAGAAGACCAUUCCUGAGCCUGUCUCUGAGCCUGUUCCCGAGCCUGCUGUCGGUCCUGUUGUUGAACCGACUGUUGAGCCCGUUCCUGAGCCUGUUCUCAAGCUUGUCCCUGAGCCUGCGGUCGAGCCUGCAGUCGAUUCUGCAGUCGAUUCUGCAGUCGAGCCCGUUCCCGAGCCCGUCUCUGAGCCUGCUGCCGAUCCUGCGUCUGAGCCCACAGCUGGGUCCGGGAUAGCACCCGAACCUGCCGUGCUGCCUGCGGAGGAAACCAUAGACAAAGCUAUCUUUGACUCUGGGACAACAACGACUGCCGAAGCGGACGAUGAGGGGCCCCAGCCUCCGAAGAAAAAGGGCAAGAAGAACAAGAAGAACAAGUCAAUCUCGCUUGCUGACCUGGAGGAGACUGAGGGGAAAGGAAUUUCUGAACCAGCGACGGACAACAGUCCAUUCGCGUCUCAAUCUGAACCGACACCCGCAACAGACAUUGAUCCGGCAACAACUGCCAAGAAGGGCAAGGGAAAGAAAGCCAAGAAAAUGUCCUUUUCAGCCUGGGAAGAUUCAGUUGCUGAGUCACCAAGCUCAGAGGCACCAAUGGAGGUAGAAAGUGUCCCGUCCGCCGUCCCCAUUACCGAAAAUACGACAGCCUUCGUGGAAGAGCCUGCCGCUAUGUCCGACGCCGAGGUACGAGGCGAUGAUAACUGGGCUGUGCCAGCCAAGAAGAAAUCAAAGAAGGACAAGAAGCGCCAGUCUGCCCAAGAAAACACCUCUAUCACCAAGGCUACAUCGGGACUGGACAAGGACAUUUGGGGUGAUGACAAACUUUUGACGGCUGAGAAGUCUAGACGAGCUGAUGCGAUUACGACUGGUGAUGAGAAGCAAGAAAGGCGAUAUGAUGAAGCGGUUAGUGUUGGUGAUGUCGAAAGAGACGAUUUACCCGAUGUUGAAAUGACAAGGUCUGUUGACGAUAAGUUCAGCAGCUCUGAUAGCAAGAUGACGACGACAGAACGCUCCAAAUCGACCGGUAGUGGCAAGGGGAAAGCCAGUCGUAACUCACUCGCGGCAGUGGGAGCGGCGGCGGCAAUUACCGGUGGUGUAGCGGCUCUGGCGCAGAUGUAUGGGGGAAGCAAGAAAAAGAAGGGGAAGAAGUCUAAGAUUGUUGAUAAGAGACAGCCGCAGGAGGAUGACAUGUUUGACGAUCCUGCUCUGUGGGAGGGAGCAGACAAGAAGAAUGUUGCAGAAGAACAGAGAGACGAGGUUGUGGAUGAUGGAGUUGACGAGUUCUGGGGCCCGAGCCGACCAGACCCCGGUCCAAGCGUGGCACCACAUACAUCGGCUGGCACCAGUUACACUGAAUCUGGUGACGAAUGGAAAGAAACUGCAAGGCAAGGUGUGCCGGUGAAUGAUGGGUUUGUUGAGAGCCCCAUCCUGGGGCUCAAUGAGACCUCAUUGCCACAGUCUACGUCUGCUGGUCUACUUCGGCGUGAUUCCAAAUUGGAGGAGCCUGUUGGGGGAUUAUUCGAAGAAGCACCUCGUGGGAUUUCGUCAAGCCAACUAUUUGCGGACCCGAGCGAGCUACGAUCUUCGCCCACCAGAGGACUGCCUGUAGUCCAGGAACACCCCGAAGCCGAAAAAGCGGCCGCCACUGGCGAGGUCUGGCUGGUAGAUCAACCCAACCGCGACAGCGGCUUCGUCCCAGAGUCUCCUCCGCGGCGCCGAAGUCCGAACCUUGUGGACGAAAAAAUCCGGGAUAGUGGCGUGGAUAGUGGUGAUUGGCAAGAGUCGACACACAUGCAGACACCGGAGGCGCGCAGCCGCGACAUCGAGAGACGGCUGGGCCCCUCACCUUUCAAUACACCGGUUCUGCAAGAGCCGUCUCGUCAUGAUGCCUUGCCGCUAAUUGCCGACCCUGAGAAGAAGUUACGCCGAUCGAACAAGGACUACGGCGGGCUUGCCACAGCGGCAGCCGGUGCGACCAUGCUGGCUGCUGGUGCUGCUCAUCGCGACCAGGGGUACGACAGUGAUCGACGAGCCGUCUCGGAUUCGCACGCAGCAACUGGCUCCGGGUCCGCCCUGGGAUCUGGACGGGCUGAACCGCGGCGAUCUGUGUCUAACACCAGUUUGUCCCGCCAACGGACGCCUGAACCGCUAAAAUUGCGGCCUGAGAGCCCAGGCAGCAUUUCGGGCCUCCGCUCCACCGCCACACCUACACCGCCACCGCUGAGGCGGGUCGACAAGCGCAUGAGCGGAGACCUUCGAGCUCUUCGUCAACAAAACAACUCCACGCCGCCCGUUGCCAACGAGGCUCGUGUCCGCACAAAGGACAUGGCCGAUGUAUACGAUGGAUAUGGCGAAGGUCGCUUGGGCUCGCCAAAGUCACCGACAAGACCUCAUAGCAUGCGCCGUCGCCAGAGUAUGCAGGUCCUCGACCUUGAGUCUAGAGUAGAACAGCUCCUCGCCGAGAAUCGGUUGCUGACCGAAGCUCGCAACCAUGCCGAACAAAACGCCAACAGAAGCGCCACAUCUGUUCUCUCCGAGCGCGACGCCGAAAUCGAUACGCUAAAGCAGUCCCUACAAUACCUGCAGAAUGAAGUCAAUCGCCUGACCGAAGUCAACGAGGGUCUGACCAGCGCCAACGCCGAGCUUGCGAACAAAGACAGCAAUCGCUACCCCGGCGUUGCCGUUUAUGGCGACGGCACACGCAGCCUAGAAGGGCCGGAUGGCGCCUCUAUGCAAACUCUAGAAGAAAAAGAUGCCGAGAUUGCCAGCCUGCGCGAGCAGCUCGAAGCUGCCAAGGAACAAGUUCGUGAGAUGCAGCGCCAAAUCCUCGCUUCAAAAGCCGGCGAUUCCGAUUUCCUCAAUAUUAGGGACGAAGACUACUUUGACAAUCGCUGCCAACAACUCUGCUCCCAUGUACAGCAAUGGGUCUUGCGCUUCUCCAAGUUUUCUGACAUGCGCGCCUGCCGCCUAACAAGUGAGAUCAAUGACGAAAAGACAAUCGACCGUCUUGAUAAUGCUGUCCUAGAUGGCUCUGACGUCGAUGCCUAUCUCAACGACCGAGUCAAGCGACGAGACAUCUUCAUGUCCAUGACCAUGAGCAUGAUUUGGGAAUUUGUCUUCACUCGCUAUCUGUUUGGCAUGGACCGCGAGCAGCGCCAGAAGCUCAAGUCUCUCGAGAAGCUUCUUACGGAGGUUGGCCCGCAAAAUGCCGUCCGCCAGUGGCGCGCGGUCACCCUGACGCUUCUCGCCAAGCGCGCUAGCUUCCAGGAACAGCGCGAGCUCGAUACCGAAGCCGUGGUCCAGGCCAUCUUCCAGACACUCUGCAAGAUCUUGCCCCCGCCAAGCAACCUGGAGAGCCAGAUCCAAUCGCAGCUGCGCCGCGUCAUGCGCGAGGCCGUCGACCUCUCGGUCGCGAUGCGCACCCAAAGGGCCGAGUACAUGAUGCUGCCGCCCCUGCAGCCCGAGUAUGAUGCAGACGGCGAGCUCGCGGCGACGGUGCAGUUCAACGCGUCCAUGAUGAAUGAGCGGAGCCCACAGAAUAAGCAGUCCAACGAGGAGAUUGAGGCUGGCAACGCAAUCGUGCGUGUUGUCCUCUUUCCCCUGGUCGUCAAGAAGGGCGAUGAUGCUGGCAUCGGCGACGAUGAGAUUGUCGUCUGUCCCGCGCAAGUUCUCAUUGCACGCGAGCACGGAAGACGCCAUGUGACGCCCUCGAGCGAUGCGGGCGGCGCGUCGCUUAUCGGUGCCCCCAGUCGCCUCAGCGUGGCCACCGAUGCCAUGCUCAGCCAGGCCGAUGCCUAA